Molecule: messenger RNA, 8074 nt
Organism: Gambusia affinis (western mosquitofish)
Lineage: Eukaryota; Metazoa; Chordata; Actinopteri; Cyprinodontiformes; Poeciliidae
Gene: myo1d
Product: myosin 1D
Exons: 22
Coding region: 311-3325 (1004 amino acids)
Biological process (GO): vesicle transport along actin filament; actin filament organization
Cellular component (GO): cytoplasm; myosin complex; vesicle
Molecular function (GO): microfilament motor activity; actin filament binding; ATP binding
Source: RefSeq, a predicted model, not a curated record
UUGAAAACGACUGGAGCUCGCGCACGCUUUAACGGGACGACUUCAGGAAAGAGCAGGGAAUGUAUGGAAAUGAGGGUUUUUUUCUUGUGGGUAAACAGAGCUGCUAAAGGAGAACAACGUUUUACAAACAUAAAGAGAGGGUUUUAAAGAUAUGUUCUAGCUUAAUUGCCAAACAAAUCAAAAUGCGAAGCGUUCUCUGAGGAGGAGCUCAACGAAGACCGCCAAUGUUCACCUUUUUCUAGACACUUUUCAACAAGUUCUUUAAAUAUUUUUUCGCUACUUGUUUCAGUAAAAACAACACGGCGACAACAUGGCAGAGCACGAAAGCUUGGAGUUUGGGAAGGCAGACUUUGUGCUUUUAGACAACGUGUCGAUGGAGGAAUUCAUGGCCAACUUAAAACUCAGGUUUGAGAAGGGGAGGAUCUACACCUACAUUGGUGAGGUGGUGGUGUCGGUGAACCCGUACCGUGCCAUGAACAUCUACAGCCGGGACACCGUAGAGCAGUACAAAGGUCGUGAACUAUACGAGAGGCCGCCACACCUUUUCGCCAUUGCUGAUGCUGCUUACAAAGCCAUGAAGAGAAGGAACAAAGACACUUGUAUUGUUAUCUCAGGGGAAAGUGGUGCAGGAAAAACCGAGGCCAGCAAGUACAUAAUGCAAUACAUAGCUGCUAUUACCAACCCUAAUCAAAGAGCGGAAGUUGAAAGAGUAAAAAACAUGCUGCUGAAAUCCAACUGUGUCCUGGAGGCCUUUGGAAACGCCAAAACCAACCGCAAUGACAACUCCAGCCGCUUUGGCAAAUACAUGGACAUCAACUUUGACUUCAAAGGAGAUCCCAUCGGGGGCCACAUCAACAACUACCUACUGGAGAAGUCCAGGGUAAUUUUCCAGCAGGAAGGCGAGAGGAGCUUCCACUCAUUCUACCAGCUGCUGAAAGGAGGUCCAGAUUCCCUCUUACGCUCUCUUCACAUUCAAAAAGACCCAACGGCUUACAACUACAUAAAAGUUGGAGGCCAGAUUAAGUCUGGCAUCAAUGACAGCGCUGAUUUCAAAGCUGUAGCCGACGCCAUGAAAGUAAUUGGGUUCACAGUCGACGAGAUUCAGACUGUUUACAAGAUCCUGGCCACCAUCCUGCAUCUGGGAAACCUGACUUUUGGAGUGGAUGGUGAUGUUACCCUGAUAGAGAACACAAAGCUUGUCUCUGUGAUUAGGGAGCUCCUUUCCACCAAGGAGGAAAGUGUGGAGAAGGCUCUGCUGUAUCGCACAGUGGCAACUGGUCGAGACGUCAUUGAAAAACAGCACACCACACAGGAGGCCAGUUAUGGCCGAGACGCUCUUGCAAAGGCGAUGUACGAGCGUCUGUUCUGCUGGAUUGUUGGACGCAUCAAUGACAUUAUUGAGGUGAAAAAUUAUGACGCCAGAGUCCAUGGAAAGAACACGGUCAUCGGAGUGUUGGACAUCUAUGGGUUUGAAAUUUUCCAGAACAACAGCUUUGAGCAGUUUUGCAUCAACUACUGUAAUGAAAAACUGCAGCAACUCUUCAUUCAGCUGGUUCUGAAGCAGGAGCAGGAGGAGUAUCAGAGAGAAGGCAUCCCCUGGAAACAUAUUGAUUACUUCAACAACCAGAUUAUUGUUGACCUGGUGGAGCAGCAGCAUAAAGGCAUCUUCUCUGUUCUGGAUGAAGCCUGCAUGAAUGUGGGCAAAGUCACGGAUGAGGUCUUCCUGCAGGGACUGAACGUCAAGCUGGCCAAGCACGCCCACUUCACAAGCCGCAAGCUCUCACCAACUGAUAAGAGUCUGGAGUUCGACAGAGACUUUCGCAUCAGACACUAUGCAGGGGACGUGGCGUACUCAGUGGUGGGCUUUAUUGAUAAGAACAAAGACACCCUGUUCCAAGACUUUAAGAGGCUUUUGUACAACAGUUCCAAUCCAGUACUGAAGGGGAUGUGGCCUGAGGGCAAACUGAGAAUUACAGAGGUCACCAAACGGCCGCUGACAGCAGCAACAAUCUUCAGAAACUCCAUGAUUUCUUUGGUGGAGAACCUUGCCAGCAAGGAACCCUACUACGUCCGCUGCAUCAAGCCCAAUGACGUCAAAUCUCCUCUUCUGUUUGAGCCCGAACGCUGCCGCCACCAGGUGGAGUAUCUCGGCCUGCUGGAGAACGUCAGAGUGCGUCGGGCCGGCUUCGCUUACAGACAGAUAUAUCAGCGAUUUCUGCAGAGAUACAAGAUGAUCUCAGAGUUUACAUGGCCCAACCAUGACCUGCCAUCAGACAAAGAUGCCGUUAAGAAGCUUCUGCAGGGCUGCAAGUUUGACCACGACGUGGCUUAUGGCAAAACAAAGGUCUUCAUCCGCACCCCGCGUACUCUCUUCAGCCUGGAGGAGCAGAGAGCUGAAAUGGUCCAAAGAAUUGUCGUCUUCCUCCAGAAGGUUUGGCGGGGCACUCUUGCCAGAAUGCGAUACCGGCGGAUGCGCGCUGCGCUCAUAAUCCUGCGGGCCUACCGACGCUACAAGGUCAAGUCCUACAUCCGCGAGGUCAACCGUCGCUUCAAAAAUGUUCGCUCCAUGAAAGACUAUGGCAGACACGUGAAGUGGCCAACACCUCCUAAAGUCCUGCGCAAGUUUGAAGAGGCAAUGAAGAGCAUCUAUAACAGGUGGUGGGCAUGGACACUGAUCAAAGACCUUUCUCCAGAGGAGACUCUGCAGGUCAGGGCCAAGGUAGCCAGCCUGGAGGCCCUGAAGGGCCAGAGGGCCGACUUGGGGUUGCAGAGAGCUUGGGAAGGAAACUAUGUGAAGCGUGACAACCCUGACACCGCUUCGUCAUUCACUCUUGUUUCUAGCGAGCUGCAGCGGAAAGACAAGUUCAUGAGAGUUUUGUUCUCCUGCAACGUGAGAAAGAUCAACCGUUUUCACAAGGCGGAGGACCGGGCUCUGCUCAUCUCUGACCGACACCUGUAUAAAAUGGACCCCCUGAAGCAGUACAAACCCAUGAAGAGCAUCCCCCUCUACAAUGUGACAGGACUGAGCGUGUCCCCUGGGAAGGAUCAGCUGGUUGUGUUUCACACCAAGGACAGUCGGGAUCUCGUGGUGUGCCUGCAGGGCAUGGUGCCUGCCAAUGAGAGCCGCAUCGGGGAGCUGGUUGGCACCCUGCUCAGUCAUUUCAAGAGUGAGAAGAGGAAGCUGCAGGUGAACAUUACAAGUCCCAUCCAGUGCAGCAUGAACGGGCGAAAGUGCACGGUCGUCGUCGAGCCAAAGAUCAACCAGUCACAUCCGGACUUCACCAAGAGCCGAGCUGGCUACAUCCUGGCUGUUCCUGGCAACUAAAACGGGCCGAAAGAAGAAAAGCGCAAUAGCUGAUUUUAAACCAUUCAGAGAUUAUAAUGAAGAUUGUUUUGAUUUGCGGAGCUGCUGUUGAUGUGGCAAGUAGCUCUACAUAUGGAUUGAUUCUUUAAGCUAAGCCAAAUUUGUCCUAGUUUUGCUAGAUGUGUCAUUAAAGAAGGCGAUGUCAGCUAAAAGGAUAUGCACUUAUUACUUACCAAAGGGGAACUGUUGCUUUGGUUAAAAUCUGUAUUUGAGUUGAUUUGCUUUGUGCAAUAUUUAGUUCGCUGCAUACUGAUUAGUGUUAAUCCGAGUGAGAAUGGUUUAUCUAAAAGCUGUUCUCAGAAACACCAUCGUUGCGUAAUAUCAGCAAAAUCCAAACGUUUCACAGGAAUUUCUAAUCCCUGAAGCUCCAUCAGUUAGCCAGCUCAAAUGGGAACCCUUGAAAAAUGAAGAAUAUGGCUGAUUAUGUUUGCUUUAAUGUGUACCAUUUAUGUUUUCAAAAACUAUAAUGCUACCAAAGACCAUUCCUAUCUAAAGGAGAUGGUGAGGAACCUGGAAUGUCUGCUUUACUUAAUGUUUACAGGUGUAUCAUGAAACUGGGCCAAAGUCUCAGCGACAAAUUAUUUUAGUUUUCAUCACAGGAUGUUUGGUAGAAUGUGUUGAGCGCAUUCUUAACGAAACAAUCCUGCUACAUAAGCAUGUUAAAGUGUUGGCAAAAAAUGAACAGCAAGUAUCAAAUUAAACAAACUCUUCAUUUUAUUUCAUAUCGACUGUAGACGUAAAACUCAACGCUUUAACAGAAUUGUUUGCCAGUACUUCAUAAAGAUGGAGAUCAUGUUUGAGUGAGACUAAAGACGCAGGUUAUCUUUUCUAACUCCAUUAGUUUGCUCAGAGCUUCACCUACAGGCCACAGAGACGGAGUUGGACACAUUUGGACAGUUCUUUUCAUCAGUCAGCUCUUUGGAGACUUGUCUUUUACUUGUGUCAAAGCUUGGAAACCCAAACGGUGCAAACCACAUGAGUUGUGCUACAGUCAUCCCUUAGCUUUUUUUUUUUUUUUUUGUGUUGGCUAAAUACAGAAUGCGUUUUUCUCUGUUUUGCAAAAGAAUCUGUCAACACUGAAUUUCACCAAACACAAAUGUCAUGUUUUAGGAUUUGGAUUUCAUUGUACGGUAAUGAAUGAAAAAAAAGAUGCAUACACAAAGAACUAAACCAUUAAAAAUAACGAGAUACACACAGUUUCCACAAAGGCGAUGUCAGUUAAAAGCCCCUGGCUAUUCACACCACAUAUACAUAUCUCACUUAUUAGCAAUUAUAUUCAAAACCUUGGAUUGAACAAAGUAGAGAUUUUGGGCUCAAAUUAUUCUAACCCCACAUUUCAUUGAGGUGAAAUAUUUAUUUCUGAUCUUUUUAAUAUUUUCCACAGAAAGUGGUUCUUGUAGAUGUUCUGGAGCUUUCAUUAAAGUAUUUGUUUAUAGAAAAACAUUUUUUCCAUCUUACAUUGUUGCUAACUGCUAACAUCCUAGCUUACAAGCUAACCACUAAGCCAUUAUUAAACAGUUUGCUGCUGCUGUGUACACUAGUUAGAUAACCAUUAAUGUAAUAUAACAAAUAAAUAUCCCUAGUAUUUUCUCUGAUUUUUCUUAAUUUUGUCUAUUUUGAUGUUAAAAAUGCAUCCAUAGACUGAACAGAAAAAGCUCAAAUUCUAACCUAAAUAUUUUUUUUUUUUGCAACUUGUUAACUGUAGUCUAAUCACUUUCCUUAUCUAUUUUACUGUUGUAGGACGUUGCUUUAAAGGGACCAAUCAGAUUGAUUUAAUUUCUGUUAACAUGGCUUCUGGUGUUUAGGAGAGUCUGCUAAUAAUAGGAGUGACAGAUUAAAUUUGAAAGUAAUGUAUUUUUAUUCAUGCCGUCUUUCUAUUAAACCUUAGAUACUCUUAACUAUAAAAAAUGUAAAAACACAUUCAUGUACAGUUCCUUAAUACUUUGAUUGUCGUUCUAGUUUUGAUCCUGAAAGUUUAAUUAGAGAGCUCCAGAACAUUUACAGAAAUGUUCACUUCCUUUGCUGUUUUCUUUGAACAACAAGAAAUAUCUGCCUAAUCUCCAUGUUCUGCUUACAAUUUCCACACAUCUGCUUAUUGGAGGACUAAAUGUCUUUCUAGAUGCUUUAAUGGGAAUUGCAUAAGUGACAAAAUCAAGCAAAACGACAAACGCUUUCUGACUAAAUGCUUUCUUUAUGCUUCACAACAGGAAGGAGAACUUUAGUGGACUUUUAGGCAAGUGCUGCACUGUCAGCCAACUGUGUUGGAUUUAUCCAGGUAUUGUUUAAGUACUUUGACAAUGUUUCCCACCUUUUGAAGAGUUAUACAUGUUCAGUUGGCUAAUGAAGCGCUUUUAGAUGAGAAAAACUGUUGUGCAAAUUGUAGCGAAAAAAAUCGAAUCAGGGAAGUGUAGGUUUUAUUAGACAGUCUACAAAGGAGUUUUUCUGUGUGUGUGUGUGUGUGUGAACUGUAGCAGCGCAGUUCUGCAUUUCCUCCAGCGUGGUAAUUUCCCACUGGAUUUUCCUCUUUUUCCCUCCUCUCUGCUUGGCUCUUCACCGCUCAUCAUUAGGAUGAACUUUGUGUCAUUUCUUACUUCAGCACUUCUCUCCAGGCCAGAGAAGGGUUGGUGAACAAAGCCUCAUUUUUUUUUUUUUUUUCUUUCUCCCGUCUCCCUCAUUGCAUGUCUCCACUCUACACCAAAUCACUCGGCUCCUGGGCCAGCAUAGCUGGGGCAUAGCUGGCCCAGGAGCCGCUGCACUGCUGGCCGUUCAAGAAUUGUUCUUUCUUUUUUUUUGUUUUUUGUUUUGUUUUGUUUUACUCUGUUUUCAUGAACUCAAAUGCUUUCAGAUGACAUUUUUAAAAAUACAAGAUUGCAAAGAAGAAUUAUGGAUAUCCCAAAGCAUUUUAACGAGUACACAGUAUUUCAAAUUUAUUAUCGUUGUACUACCAGCAUUAUUUGAUUGCUACUUUGUUAAAUAUUGCAGAAAGAGUUUGAGACAAAUUUGGUACUCUCCGAAAUAUGAAUAAGAUUUCUCACCAUCUGUGGCAAUGAAGCUAAAAACAAAAAACUGUAAAGCUCCGUACAUCAUUAUUUAUCACUAAUCAUGUAGCCACCGGAAUUAAUCUAUAUAUUCACAUAUGGCGUGUUUUUCUGUUAUCAUGCCGCACAAAUGCUCACAAUCUAUCUGGCCACAGAUCUGUUUUAUUAUUUUACGUAUUUUUGAAAUACGCAGGGAUUUUUGUACAACAAAAGAACUUUACACUACUGUGAAAAGUUCUAAUUCCUAUUUUUUUUUUUUUUUACUUCCCAUGAGAGAGAUUUUGUUGUAAUCCAUUAUUAUUUCAAAAAAAAAAGGUUGUUUGCUUUGGAUUUUUGAUGCUUUUUCAUUUAAAAUAUUACAUUUCAGACGCUCGAUUCUUCACAAAAAUUGUUCCCAUUUCAUGAAUCUGUGAAACACAUUUUAAAAAGACAGAAAAUUGUUUGUUUGUUUUUUUUUUUCCUUGACCUGAUCGUUUCCGAACAACUAUUUGCUGAAAAUUUGGCCGUCAACUAAAAGAUGGUGCAUGGAAGACCUUUGUCAGAAUUUCAAGGCCUGAUUUUCCGCUGUUGUAUAUAUAUUUUUAUUUUUUUGGCCUUCUUUUGUCCCACACUUGUCAACUUUCCUUUUUUCAAUAGGUAAUGACGAGCUUGCAGUCUGGUCAGGAGCAGGGCAGAAACUAGCAAAAAGCAGCCAAAGUCCAAGCAAAAACUUUCAAAAGGGCAAAGCCCAAAGAACUCGCAAUCAAAACCACUUUCAUAGAUAACUAGAAAGUUUAAAAUUUGGAAACAAAUUCUAAGAGUUCAAAAGGAUGUUUCAAAAUUAUACACAGUACUUAUACAAUAUAAUUUUAUGGCAAAAUGCUCAAAACUCUUGAGUUAUAGUUUCCCCAAGUUACAAAGUUCAAAAUAAACUUCCACAAACUGUAGGCCGGAGUGGUUUUCUGUUCUGUCCUUAGAGCAAAUGAAUAGAAGCCGAAAGCAGUCGAGUUUUUGCAUCUGCACUUUCUAACUUUUGCUGAUCUGUGGCUAAAUCUGUAAAAGUAAAAGUAACUCCCCAGGAUUUUCUGAUCACUCGUUGUUUCUGAAAACUACCGUACAUUACAAUGCGUGCAUUAUUAUUAUUUGAAGGCCGAGGAACAAUAUGCAGUGUUGGCAGAUUUAUUUUUCUUUGAUUUAUUUUUGGGAUUUGGCAUUCAGUUAUAUAUAUAUAUAUAUGGAUGGAUGGAUGGAUAGAAAUAUUGUUAACAAACCAUCCUAUUUCUUUUUAUUCCAUUAUACUUUAGUCUGAAACUGAAUGAGAGCUUUUGUGCCAUUAUAUUCUUCCCCCUUACUGUGAUCUGUUGUUGUUUUUUUUUGUUUUCUUUUACCCAAUCCAUGUCAGCCAAAUCGCAACUGAUUAUGUCUUCUCUGUAAUUUCUGUUGUCAGCGGCUUUAAGUUAAAUCUGUGUGUAUGCACCUUUCCUUCAAUAUGUGCCUAAUUUUAUAUUAAGUUUAUAUUUUGUAAUAUUUCCAUACUAUAUAUAAUUAAAAAAAUCACAAGUAAAACUAAAGGGAAAUGCUGUAAUUCUGUGUUGUGCAUAGUGUUUUUGUAUGAUUCAGGUUCAGCUGUUUAUGAUGUUCCACAAGGAUAAAUAUUGCAUUAAUCAAUUUAUUAAUAAAUGUAUUUGCUUCA